Molecule: messenger RNA, 2087 nt
Organism: Botrytis cinerea B05.10
Lineage: Eukaryota; Fungi; Ascomycota; Leotiomycetes; Helotiales; Sclerotiniaceae
Exons: 3
Coding region: 1255-1659 (134 amino acids)
Source: RefSeq, a predicted model, not a curated record
GCAACAAGUCUCACGAGAUGACUUACAUUCAGCCAAGUUUGGUAUCACUAUGCUCCCCAAUUCCACCAUCUGAGAGUCGAUUGAUUUUGACUCAUGAGCAUACUCCCUCAUUUUCAUUUUCAAAGCCACAGGCUUUUGCAACACACACCAUCUUCUUCACAUCGGCAUGUGCAAUGCUUAUUGGACCCCCUUCCAUAUUUUCCCAAACACUCCCUUUCAAUGCAAUCUCAAUCAUUUGGUGGCGGGCGUUAUUUCAGAUGUGUUGAACCCAUUGCGGGCCAUACUAAAGCCAAGAUGCAGUUUAGCAGAUCUCUGGGAUUCUUGUAGUCGUAGUACUAACGUCGGUUUAGUAGCCAACGUGGUAUAAUAGCGAAAAGACAGUAUGUUGUUUUGCUACGCGCUUUCACAACGGCAUAAAAUAUUCCGAUAGCUGAAGAGUUUUGCUCGCCUUCCUAUUCUAUUCUGUUUGUCAUUGAUUCAUUGAUUCCCAGAAUCAAGCAAUGUUAAGAGUCACUAUAUCACGAAUCAUUUCCCAACCCAGUGCUUCGACUUUCCCGAAUGAAAUCCACCGUCUAGUUUGUUCCAUUAGAUUCCUCUUUUUCAAAUAUUGCCCUCCAGAUAUCAUUUUCAACAUCAAAUUACCCGCUGUUAUGAAACAGGCUGACCAAGUGAUACGAAAAGGUGUCAAACUGGUAAUAAUAAUAGCAAUCAUAUAGCAAGUCUAAGAUAUAUUUUUCUGAGGCUCAUACAUACCGCCAAGUGAUUUGAUCCAAUUGACCUUUCAGAUAUUUUGAUCCAAGCUCCGUUGCUAUUCCUUUGUUCUGUCGAAAUAUCAUGCACCCAUGAUGAGAGUUUUUGUUUCGAACUCCACCACAUAGUACGCCACAGUCUAACUUUGAGAUUCUUCACAACUGCCUUUCAAAUUAUAUAAAACAUCGGAUUAAAAAAUGAUCCUUAAUCCCAGAUCUUUGCAUGUCAACACCUUCAUUUAUUUGUGCUCAGAUUCCGUUGUACCAAUGUUUCGAAUUAAAACCAACAGACUUGGAAGAGUUCUACAUCAUAUACAAACCAGCAGUUUCAACACCAAUAAGAACAACAGUAGCAAUAACACUCAUCGAUACAUUCUCUACGAGAGCAACUGGAACAAUCAAUCAGUCAAUCAACAAAACUUUACGUACAUCCUGAAACUCGCGACCCACGUGGUAUAUAUUCUCAGCAUCAUUAUCUGAUUCCUCCCAGCCGAAGCAGUAAACCAUGGCAUCUUUAUCGAAAAUUAUGGACGGAGAACCUUGUUGCUUCUGUCAUCGAAAUAAUCCGUCAUUAGUUGAGCUUUGUGAAUGGUGCAAAGGUGUUCAACUAGCUCACGAUACUAUCGAACGCAUCACCAUUCAACAUAGAGGAGAUGAGAGAGUCGCGACCGUAACUCAUGAAGAACGUGUGCCAUUGUGGGUGGAUGAAUCGGGAUCUAACAAGGAUCAAAAUGGGAAUGAGCAAGAUAAAUGGCCCAUGUGUAUGGCAGUUCAGAUUGAGGUGUUUGGUAUGAAAUGCUUAGUUGUGGUUAGUGAGGAUCCUGGGCGUGGUGUGAGAAUUUCUGCCAUCCGCAAUCUUACACAUUCAGAGCCCAAGGAAACGGUGGGAAAUGCUCAGUUAUUCUAUUAAUACAAUAUGAUUACUUAGAGGAUAAGAAUUGAAAAGAAAUAGAAAUAGAGGGGGAAAAAAAGGAAAAAACAGGAGAAAAACAGGAGAAAAACAGGAGAAAAACAGGAGAAAAAUAAGGAAAAAGAGGGUUACGAGAAGCGGAAAAUUGUAAAUUAACAAAGAUUACGAGGUUAUACGAGACGGAAAGGUUGAGGGGAAAUGAAAGAGAAAUUGAGAGGGCGAGGGAGAUCUAAGAGAUAGAUAGAAUAUAAAAUAGUAGGAUAAGACGAAAUAAGAAGGGAUAGAAAAAUGUCGUACAAAAGGACUGGCGAUAGCCGGGGACAGAUGGGGAGAGCGGGAUGACGAGAGAAAGGGGAGAUGAAGAGGAGCAGGACCUGGAGAGAUAGAGCCAAAUUAUGAGGGAUAUUUUAUAAUAAGCUAAGGAAUCA